Glycine soja is the source of this 759-nucleotide messenger RNA. RefSeq names its product DNA-directed RNA polymerases II, IV and V subunit 11-like. Gene Ontology annotation, biological process: transcription by RNA polymerase II. The coding region runs from base 92 to 442 and encodes 116 amino acids. The transcript is spliced from 5 exons. Gene Ontology annotation, molecular function: DNA binding; protein dimerization activity. Gene Ontology annotation, cellular component: RNA polymerase II, core complex. NCBI's taxonomy places the organism in Eukaryota, Viridiplantae, Streptophyta, Magnoliopsida, Fabales, Fabaceae. The record is from RefSeq and is a predicted model, not a curated record.
UUUGGGCCCGGGGACAUGAUAAUAGGUGUGUACAGUAACAUUUCCAUUUCAUUUGGAGAGACAGAGUAGUGAGUAGUGAGAGGGCGAAGCGAUGAAUGCCCCAGAUCGUUACGAGCGUUUCGUCGUCCCUGAAGGCACCAAAAAGGUUUCUUAUGAGAGGGACACGAAGAUCAUCAAUGCGGCGUCCUUCACCAUCGAGAGAGAGGAGCACACUAUCGGCAACAUCCUCCGCAUGCAGCUGCACAGAGACCCCAAUGUCUUGUUUGCCGGAUACAAGCUUCCUCAUCCUCUUCAAUACAAAAUUAUUGUCAGGAUACACACCACUAGUCAGUCUUCGCCAAUGCAGGCAUAUAACCAGUCUGUUAAUGAUCUGGACAGGGAACUUGAUCAUUUGAAGAGUGCCUUUGAGGCAGAGAUGUUGAAGUUUUCUAGGGACUAUUGAUAUACGGCCAAGAUGGACGGUGUUGCGUUACAAGCCCUGGCAGAUAUUGAGAUAGCAAAUCCCUUCUGCUAAAUGGAAUUUAAAUAGGAUGCUUUUGAGUGUUUUGGGAAAUUUGUUAAAUAUGGGUGUGUUGGAGGAAUUUUAAUAAUUGUGAACAAUUACGAAGUUAGCAAAAAUGCAUUAAUAUUAGCAACUAUUAGUAAAUAUCUGUCUCAUGGAUCUUAACGGCUUUAUUGUAGAAUUAUUUACUGUGCCAAAUAUACUCUGUUGAGGGCGUGUCUGGUGACAUGAGUAAUCAGUUAUAUGGUUUGGACCUU